Perkinsus marinus ATCC 50983 is the source of this 357-nucleotide messenger RNA. RefSeq lists its product as hypothetical. NCBI's taxonomy places the organism in Eukaryota, Perkinsozoa, Perkinsida, Perkinsidae. The record is from RefSeq and is a predicted model, not a curated record. The transcript is spliced from 3 exons. The coding region runs from base 1 to 357 and encodes 118 amino acids.
AUGUCUCUGUCAACUAGUAAGCUGCAACGGAUACAAGAGCUAUGUGUUAGAGGUAGUUAUAAGCGGGCAGUUGAGAUAGCAGUACCACCCAAGGGUCCAGUAAGGGGGGCCUUGGUCCACGCUAUGAUCACUGGUCUGGCCCGUAGCCUUGGACCGGGGACAUGGACGGAGGAUGAGAAGUUCCAGUUAGCUUUGAAGAGGGCCUUUGUAGAGAAUGGAGGUAGAGGUUUCUCGCAGUUGGAGCUGUCAGAGAGUAAAGAGGCUUUGAAUAGGCUAGGUGUAGGUAAAAGUACCGGUACCUACUAUUGCAAUUUCAUGGAGGAAGCCCUCGACCCCUACACGUAUGGCAGCACAUGA